This is a messenger RNA of Lepisosteus oculatus (spotted gar), 3418 nucleotides long. It is a transcript of the gene msx2b, whose product is annotated as muscle segment homeobox 2b. The record is from RefSeq and is a predicted model, not a curated record. Gene Ontology annotation, molecular function: DNA-binding transcription factor activity, RNA polymerase II-specific; RNA polymerase II transcription regulatory region sequence-specific DNA binding. Lineage: Eukaryota; Metazoa; Chordata; Actinopteri; Semionotiformes; Lepisosteidae. Gene Ontology annotation, cellular component: nucleus. Gene Ontology annotation, biological process: regulation of transcription by RNA polymerase II; embryonic morphogenesis.
GGCUAGAAGUUUGUCUACUUCCAAGAACUUGUUUGGUUUUUUGCCCUGUUGUUACUAAAGCUUCAGGCUUUUGAUGCUUGAGUAAGAAGUCCUUCUACUUCUUCUUCGUUGGGACGGGCGUUGGUAGAAUUUAUUUUGCCUUUUAUACUAUUUCGAUUUAGAGACAUAUUCUAUUAGCAUGUCUUCUCCUGCGAGUUCCAAGGACAGCUGCUCCUCCGACGAGGAUAUUCAACCAGAUAUUCAACCAGCAAAGGAGCGCAAAGUUCAAGUGUCUACUUUACCUUUCAGUGUGGAGGCUUUGAUGGCUGACAGAAAGACUCACAGCGAAUUCCCACCGAAAUCAGAAGAUACAGUGCUUGGCACUCCCAGGACACACAACUCUUUAUCCAUUCCCAGAGAUACUUACAGCCCUGAGGAAUUUCCUAAACAUUUUGUCCCGACGUCCCCGGUCAAAUCUGAAACUUCUGAGCAGGAGGAAUGCGCACCUUGGGUGACAAGUUCAAGAUUCUCCCCACCGCCCCGGCAGCUGAGCCCUACCACCUGCUCGUUAAGGAAGCACAAAACCAACCGCAAACCUCGGACUCCCUUCACCACCUCCCAGCUCCUGGCCCUGGAGCGCAAGUUUCGUCAGAAGCAGUACCUAUCCAUCGCGGAAAGGGCCGAGUUCUCCAGCUCCCUCAACCUCACGGAGACGCAGGUCAAAAUCUGGUUCCAAAACCGGAGGGCCAAGGCAAAGAGACUGCAGGAGGCAGAGUUGGAAAAACUGAAAAUGGCGGCAAAGCCCAUGCUCCACCCAGGAUUCACAUUACCUUUCCCCAUCAACUCUCCUCUCCAGUCAGCCUCUCUGUAUGGACAGUCAUACCCCUUCCAUAGGCCUGUUCUUCCUAUGUCAUCAGUAGGACUUUAUGCUGCACCAGUUGGAUACAGCAUGUAUCACCUAUCGUAGAUGGACCAGGCUGAGAGCUACAAGUGAGAGGCAGUAUGAAAUAUAAAAUCAGCUUUUGGAAUUUUGCUCUUUUAAAAAAAAAUGCCCUCCAGAGAAAUUCUGUUUCAAUGUUUUCUGCAUGAUAUGAACACAAAACCUGACAAGAGGUACGAUGCAUUCCAGUACUGUCGUUUGCAGCACUCCAGGUUCUGUAGUUAAACACAAAUACAACUUGUUACAAAUUGUCACGUACCAGAAUUCUAAUGAUUUUAAAUAAGCAGACUCAAAACAAGCACAUAAAAAGGCCCUGGUUAGUGGAAUGGCCUCUGUUUUAAACUGAAUAACAGUGCUGUCCAUUGUGUAAAAGAAAAAAAAUCUCUCAGAAAUGAACUUAUCUGUUUGUUUCCUAUUCAGGCUACCUACUAUGCUCUCUUCAAACUCUUCCCUAUUAAGAAGCCUAUUGUUUUUUCAAUUUAAUGCACAUUCAUUUCCAAGACACCUUCUCAUUUUUGCACAUUGAAAUUGAAUCUUCAUUUAAUAUGUUGAGCCCCAUCGAAAGGCUCCUACAGAAUAGUAAAAUCAUUUACUUUUUUUUGGUUAGAAAUAUAUCUGCUUUUUUCUCCCUAAUUUAUUGAGAUGUUCCAAUAUUUCUGUAUAUCUUUUAUUUUACUGUAGUAGGUGACAAUGUGUUAACUGACAGUCACAUCACGCACGUAAGCUGCAAAAUAUUUCUUGCAUUGUUAUAAAUGAAAUCACUCCUUUUCUCAGAAGAUUAGACUGUCUCUGACAACUGGGAUUAUGUGGUAGUUUUUGUUGCUAUUUUGGUUUCCAACAAUAGAAUUUCUUAUUCUCUUUCAAGUUUCAUAUAAGCAGUGAAUACUGCAGAGUAAGCAACAGAAAUGAUCUUCCAAGAAUAUGUUUCCCAGGGUUUGUGUUUGUAGCUGUUUUUACAAAUUUCACAACAAUACCUCUUUUCUUUCAAUCUCUAGAAUAAUUUGGAAAUUAUUGCUCUGCAUCCUUCCCUAGCUAAAAUAAAAAUAGCUAAUUAUUUGUUUUGUAUUGCACAUCCAAGAGAGUUCUGCUUACUGUAUCUUGUUUUUCUGAAAUUGCUACAUGUAUAUCUGGGGGGUCAUGUUUUGUGUUUCUAGCAUGCAGUUUAAACAUUGGAUCAUACAAGAGUUUAGAAAAAUUGCAAAUAUAUCAAAAUAUUUUUAGUUUUGGAUUGCUCCUUUGAAAGGAGUGGUAUUGUACAGUUUUAUAAGUGCCAUCAAAGAUGUAUUGAUUUUAUCCUUUAUAUCUCUAAUUUGAUAUUAAAUUAAAAGUGUGUUUUUAUCAGUCUUAUUUCCCUAUCUCCUUAACUACAUUCCCAAGUACAGUAAUUGAGUAUUGGAUUCUUUAGUCACAUCAAAGAUUGCUACUCACAACAUUUUGAUUUGUCAGCAUGUUAUAUUAACAGUUUGCACAAGAAAAGCCUGCAUUUUUUAUUCAGCUUUUAACAACUGGUAUAUGAGUUAUUCAUUUAUUAAAAAAUAAAUAAUCUUUAAUCCACAUUUUUUUUUCUAUUUUAAUCAUUCAGAUUUGGAUUAGAAUACAUUUUGAGCCAUAGGAUUGAAAGUAAUCUCGCUUUGAAGUUCUUAUUAGAACUUAUUUUGAGACCUCCCAACUACAGUACGUGAUCAGAAUAAAAUCCCUAAUUGAGCUUGAGGAACAAUGCCAGAACUACACAUGAAGAUUUAACAACAUUAAAGAUAAUUAUUGUGCUGAGGCAAGAUACUUUGCCUGAAACAUUACCUUCUAACACAUUUGAAUGCAGUGUACUGAAAUACUGAAAUAUUGAAUUUUUUAGUUUGAGUGAAAACAAGAAACCAGCUCUGAAUACAUAAAAAGUAACAUUUACAAUGGUCCAAUGGCAGGUUUUUCAUAGUUUGUAAAAAUAAUAAUGGAGCUUGUAAACCAAAAUGGUUUUGCAGUGCUAAUUUAAGUAUAGAAUUACAAGCUUUCCUCACAAAGAUGCAAUUAAAAUCAUUGUGACUGCAUGCCAGCAUUUAUUCUGUACAAGUGAGCCAGCGCUCUGAUCAACCUGAUACGUCAGCAAAGUGUGUCAGCGUUGAAUUGACUGUAUUCAUAUUAACUGAAUAGGUAAAAACAAAAAUCAGACCACGUGAGAGGUGUUUUUCACUCUCCUGAGAAAUUAGAAUGUUAUCCUAACUGGAUGAUAACCACCCAAUAGCUUCUCCCAUUGUUUUGAUUUAUGGAAGCCACCAAAAAACACAGAUUCAAAUAGUUUUUCUUGUUUACAAUUAUCCAGUACACUAAAACUCCUGACAGCUACUUAACUGAAGAAGGCACAAAAUUAAUACUGUAUAAUAUUCACUGUAUAAUAGAUUGGACCCAGAAAUUAAACAUUCUAUAGUAUUUAUGUUAUACAUAAAAACGUUUUUCUAUUUUAGGUAAAAUAUAUGCAUUUCAUGCACAGUGCAACAUUUUUAAGAU